Molecule: messenger RNA, 507 nt
Organism: Aspergillus ibericus CBS 121593
Lineage: Eukaryota; Fungi; Ascomycota; Eurotiomycetes; Eurotiales; Aspergillaceae
Exons: 2
Coding region: 29-424 (131 amino acids)
Source: RefSeq, a predicted model, not a curated record
AGAAAGUGGACUACCAGCGGAGCAUGAUAUGGAGUUCCGUCUGGGAGACAAUACAGCAAUGCUGAGCGUCCUCCUGUUGACAUCCUCGUCCUUAGAGUCAUCUACCACACCAAAUACUAUAUCUAGACUGCGCCAAUUCUUUCUUUGCCCGGCCAGUCGUGCCAGCAAGAAAGCCAUUGUGUUUCUACUCUCCGAGGCGCCUUUCAGCAGCGCCAGUGGCAGGUACCGACUUGAGGGGCUGGUGGCGUUGCAAGUUCUGAUGGUUGAAUCACUCCCAGCCAUGCUCCCUAUCAUCCCUAUUGCCGAGUCGGCCUGUUUGCUGUCUUCUAUGCAGGAAUACAUCACUAACCUGGAGGCGAUCGACAUCCCACGAAGACCUUUCCAGUCCUCUGCCGCGUUCGCAGGAUGUAGCUCCUAUCCCUAGCCUUUCCGAUGUGGACUUUUGAGGAAGCGCCAUGGACCAUUAGGGGGAUCAGCAGCGACGGGCAUGAAAUUGAAUAAUUGCUC